AUGGAGUAUGCGUUCCCUCGAACCCAAAAUUCCGUAGAAGCUUGGUAUCGAAGGUGGGAUACAUUGGUGGGCUCCGCUCAUAUAGGUGUUUUCAAAAUCAUAAAAAAACUACAGAAAGAGCAAAACCAAGUCGAACUUGAAAUAGAAGUAAAUGUGCGAGGUGCUCCACAACAUUCUCAGAGAAAGCCAUCUUCACCUCCACCUUGGGUGGUUGCUGCCUCAGUCACUGUCGAGCCCAUAUAUGGAACGCAGAAUGAAGUUAGCGAGCAUCUAUAA
Paraglomus brasilianum is the source of this 276-nucleotide messenger RNA. Lineage: Eukaryota; Fungi; Glomeromycota; Glomeromycetes; Paraglomerales; Paraglomeraceae. The record is from the annotation of a GenBank genome assembly.